Molecule: messenger RNA, 1272 nt
Organism: Emiliania huxleyi CCMP1516
Lineage: Eukaryota; Haptophyta; Isochrysidales; Noelaerhabdaceae
Exons: 1
Coding region: 1-1272 (423 amino acids)
Source: RefSeq, a predicted model, not a curated record
AUGCAGUACGAUGGAUUUGGCGGAUGCGUCUCGUGUGGAUCACAUGGCUUUGUGUGCAAGCAGGUUAUUGUGUCCUCCUCCUCCUCCUCCUCCUCCUCCUCCUCCUCCAUCUCGCCGUCACCACCGCCGCCCUCGCCCCCGCCCCCUGCCCCGCCGCCACCGUCGCCGCCUGGCUGCGACGGUCGCACGUGGACCCAUACGGUGAGCCAGCACGUAUACGACCAUAAUACUGAGCGGCUUACGGGCGUCACAAUCGAGGAAUGCAAGAUUGCAUGCUGCAACGCUCAGGCGCGGUACGGCUUCGUCUGCCUCUCGUUUGACUGGUUUGUAAACGAGGGGAGCAGGUGCGAUCUGAGCGACGAGGGGCCCUCUACUGUCGCCCUGACGGCCAACAGUGGAGCAUAUGACAACUACGCGCUAGUGCCCUUGCCGCCGCCCGAGGCAGGACAGGCGAACGGCGAUCCCCACCUGAUGCUGGCUCACGGAGGCAAGGCGGACUUCCGCGGCACCGACAAGGGCAUCUACAACUUCCUCUCGGCCAAGAACCUCUCGCUCAACGUGAUGACAGAGUUUGCCGACUUUUACCUGCACGACACGGACCACCCCCGACACAAGCUAGUGCACGGCUCCUUCCUCACGCAGGCGCACGUCGUUGCGAAGACCGGCGGCGGGCGCACUGUGCGCGCUUCGUACUGGGCGAGCAAGAUCGGUCCGCUCAACAUCGGGUGGAUGAACGCGACCAUCGACCGCCAGCAGGCCUUCGCGCUCGGGCCGCACACGACCAAGGUGGUCGACGAUGUCUCGCUGCACAUGGACUACUCCUCGCUGCAUGUCACCACUGGCGAGUGGGAGCUUGCGAUCACACCGCAGGCUGUCGAACGCUCGGUGGCGGGGCCCGUGCGGCGCAUCGAUGUGCAGAUGACGCCACGCGUCGCCGAAUCCCAGUUAUCCGUGCCGCCCCACGGGAUGAUUGGCCAGUCGUGGGACGGCGACAACAAGGCAGUCUUCGGUGAGGAGGACGAGUUCCCUGUGCGCGGCGAGUACACCACGAGCGCGAUGGCCGAGGGGGCUAUCGAAGGCGUGCCGACCGACUACCUGAUGUCCUCACCCUACGCCACAGACUUCAAGUACUCGCGCUUUGGCCUCAACCAUGCCUCCCCGCGCGACGUGUCCAAGCUGACCGGCCGCGUCAAGGCAGCUAGCCCUCAGGCUGCUAACGGUGCCGGCGUCGUGGAGAAGGAGAUGGAGUUGUCGGCAGGGCAGGCUUCCUGA